AUGUACUACGUCGUUUUGUUGAAUACUGUUACAGUGAUCGUGUCGGCAAUACCAACAUGGACCCAAACACCAUAUGAUACGGUAGCUGUGAAUGGUGGAUCAGCUGAGAUGAAAUGUGCACUCAGUAAUCUCGUUCCACCAUCUUUACCUAAAUGGUACGAUACAUCAGGGAGUUCACAUAGACAAGUUUCAUCUGGUACAGCCGUUAUCACACAUCAGUGUCCUACAUGUAUUAUUACUGGAACACAUUCUGAUGGAGAAUAUCAUCUAAAGAUGGAUCCUGUGAGUGUAACUGAUGAUGGCACAUGGAAGUGCACUGUGGGAAAUGCACAUCCUCAGUCACAAGAGGCAACACUUAUAAUACUGGAUGAAUCACCAAUCUGUAUCACAGAGGGCGCGAUUGGAUCAAAUUAUGAAGUCAUUACCGGUACUGGUGUUACAUUGAAAUGUGAUCUAAAUAAAGCAGCACCUCCUGGUGAACUAAUGUGGACUGAAAAUGGACAGGAUACAAAUCAUAAAGGUGACAGACCGAUGUCAUGGCUUAUAACAAUAACCAAAGCUAAAAAGGAUGAUCGAUACAACUGUAAAUACAGUCACAGUUCAAUGUCAAUAUAUCCACAAUGUAAUCGUGAUAUUAUAUUUGAUGUACAAUAUCCACCUGAGAUAACAACAAGUAUUACAAGUGGUGAUAAUAAUGGUAAAAUAAAGAAAUAUCAAGACUUCACAACAGUGUGUUUAAUUACACUUGAGUCCAAUCCAACACAUGACAGUAUUAAAUGGGAAAAGGAUGGUGUUACCAUAGCAAAUACCAGUACACUGAGUAUAUAUAAUAUCCAGAUAUAUGACAGCGGUUUGUAUACGUGUAUUGCUACCAAUACAUACUGGGAUGAUACACAUGGAACAAAUGUAGAAAUUCUAAUAGUAGAUGUACAGUAUUCCCCGCAGACUGUUUCUAUAUCCACGAAUAAUGACGAUGCUAACGUGAUAGAAGGAAACACAUUCACCGCUGUGUGUAAUAGCGAUGGAAAUCCCACCCCUAGUUACACGUGGAAGAAUUCUGACCAUACGUAUACAUCAAAUGGAACUAUACUGACAAUCACGAAUAUACGUAGAACGGAAAUUGGUGAAUAUACCUGUACAGCGACAAACACAUUCUACGAUGGUACUCGUGGGAGUGGAUCAUCGGGUAUUUAUGUCAAUGUGCAAUAUCUAGUAGGAUUUGUAUCCAUCAGCGAUGGAAAUAACGGGUACAUUGUUGAAGGCAAGACUUUCGUUGCAACAUGUUCAGCUAGUGGAAAUCCAACUCCUAGUUAUUCUUGGGAGGAACCAUCAGGAGCUUUUAUUAAGUCUGGAAGUAUUUUGAAUGUAAAUCAUAUCAAUAGAAACCAAACUGGGGAAUAUAAAUGCAGAGCGUCGAAUAUAUUACAUGAUGGUACAACGCAAAGUGAGAUAGCAACCAUCACCGUGGAAGUACAGUAUCCAGCAGAGGUUCAAACCCCAGCAUUUGUGACACUAGUAGAAGGUGAAACACUGUCGAUAUAUUGUACUGUAGAUGGAAAUCCAGAUCCCAUAGUCACAUGGACUACACCCGAUAACAGUGUAUUUAAAGGAAGCACAUAUGAGAACGCAUGUGUUCACAGAGCACAGAAUGGAACAUAUAUUUGUACUGCUACAAACACUUUUCAUAACGGAGAACAGAAAAAAGUUGCUUCAAACACUGUCGUUAUAAUACAAUAUUUACCCACACUUGUUGGCCCAAGAAUGUAUUCUGGAGAUAUCGGUGAAUCAGUAACAAUGACACUAAUUGUAGAUGCUAAUCCUUUGCCUGUGACAUGUGGUGAUUGGGUGAAUGACUUCGUAGUUUUACAUACUAGAGAAGAAACACCAUCAAGUUGCGAAGUUCAUAUCGAAGAGAUUGCCGAGCAGCACUUUGGUACAUAUACUAUAUACACGAGUAAUGACGCUGGAAUAGUUUAUCUUUAUAUCGAAUUAGUGCCAACAGACGUUCCUGAAUUCCCAGUGUCUAUCGCUGUUAUUGGUCGAUAUUAUGACAGUGUAGUCAUUGAUCUAGUGCCUGGAUACCAUGGAGGAGAUCCCGAACAUUUAAGACACUAUAUAGAAUACCGUUCUCCGAGCGAUGCGCUUUUUCUAACGUGGCCUAGAGAUGGAACAGGAACACGCAAUACUACAAUACAUAUACUCGAUUUACAACAUUCAACUGUUUAUGAAUACAGAGCCCAAACCGGAAGUACAAAAGGGAGAAGCAACUUCUCUUCUCUCCAGGUAGUCAAAACAUUUGGUACAGGAAAUAAGAGUAAUGAUAUUGUAAUUUUAGCUGGUAUACUUAUACCACUUUUCGUUUGUUCUGUGACUGGUAAUAUCAUUGCAUUUAUGUUGUAUAGACGUUUCAAACAUCAAAUACCAACAAAACAGACAUCAGAAAUAAUGCCAUCAACAUCAUUUAAUAAAGAACCAACAUAUGAAGUUCCAAAGCCAUUAUCGAAUUUGGACGCUGAAGGUGAUAGCAGUUAUACAUCACUUUCUCCCCUGACAAGGGACGAAGUGUCGCAUUAUGAAAGACCAAGCACGAUAAACAAAACCUCUGAAUUAUAA
Messenger RNA from Saccoglossus kowalevskii, 2613 nucleotides. Its product is annotated as titin-like. The record is from RefSeq and is a predicted model, not a curated record. NCBI's taxonomy places the organism in Eukaryota, Metazoa, Hemichordata, Enteropneusta, Harrimaniidae.